AUCUGACGGGUGAAGGUGGAUGUAACGGUCUGAAGCGCGGGUAGGAGGAGUGUGGAAAACGGCGGCUGGGGCCGUGUCUGUUAGAGGUGACCUGCGGGUUAGCUGGACGCUUUCCUUUUGAUUGUGUAUGUGUGGUAACAACAUGUCAGCGCCAGUUCCUGCUAUUGUCCCCGCUGCAAAAAAAGCCACGGCCGCGGUUAUCUUUCUCCAUGGACUAGGAGACACUGGGUAUGGCUGGGCAGAGGGCUUGACAGCUAUCAGGGCACCACAUGUAAAAUACAUAUGCCCACAUGCACCUAUUGCUCCUGUCACAAUGAACUUCAGAAUGAAUAUGUCAUCUUGGUUUGAUAUCAUUGGGCUUUCUGUGGAUUCUGUGGAAGAUGAAGGUGGAAUUAAAAAUGCAGCAGAAAGUGUUAAAGCAAUGAUAGAUCUAGAAGUUAAGAAUGGAAUACCGUCCCAUCGAAUUAUUUUGGGAGGAUUUUCUCAGGGAGGAGCUCUGUCAUUGUACACUGCUCUGACAACACAUCAGAAACUUGGUGGAGUAAUUGGCCUUAGCUGUUGGCUUCCACUUCGGAACUCUUUUCCAGAGGCAGCUGCUAACAGUCCAAACAAAGAUAUCCGUGCUCUUCAGUGUCAUGGAAUAGCUGAUCCUAUUGUGCCUCUAGCAUUCGGUGCUUUCACUGCUGAAAAAUUGAAAACCAUCAUCAAUCCAGAUAAUGUUAUUUUCAAGUCCUACGAAGGCAUGAUGCAUGGUUCUUGUCCCCAGGAAAUGAUGGACGUCAAACAAUUCAUUGAAAAGCAACUACCUCCAAUCAACUAAUAGAAAAAUGCUUCUGAUGGUCUAAGAAGCUGCACCAGCAUCUGAUCAUGAUAGACCCUAAUCCUUUUCAUUAACUCUUAAAGAUAUCAGUCAUACAUUUUAAUACUUGCACAUUUUUUCACUAUUUACACUCUGUAAUUUUCACAUUUACAUUCUGUAAUUUUCACAAGGAAACUUUUGAAUGUUACGAUGAGAUGGAUGCUGUGUGCUACAGUUUCUAAAUGCUUAACACUGCAGUAAUUGCUGGAAACGUUUAAGCUGCUCAUGUUCAGAUGUUUGAGCACCCUAAUCUUUACUGUGCCCAAGUAUAGUUUGCUUUCGCGUUUGUUCAAGUUGUGAUUAUUUUUGCCUUGACUGUGAUAAUGGUGUCUGUAUCAAUAUAUGAAAAAAAAGUACAAGAAACUACAAGCUCCCAAAAAAGAUUGUCAUUAGCUGGAAUCUGGACAUAACACUGAUAUAGAAAAUCAAAUAAAGGUCAUAAUUGAUAAUUAAGGGUGCUUACUUCAAAAUUGUGGUAGUUGAAUCUUAAUAUAUAUCUUAGAACAGUGCACUUAAACACACUUUUCAACAAUAGUUUCUAAACAAAACAUUAUGAAAAACAUUAAGUGAUCUGUUGGAAAGUGGUGCUGUCAAAGUUAAGCAUGAAACCAAGUGCAGCAUUUUAUCAUUUGAUAAUUGCAUCUUCUUUAACAUAACAUUACUUAGUGUAAUACAAUGUAUCAAUUUAAGAAACAAAUGAAAGUGUGUACAUUUCCAUAAAUCUAAAGGACAAAACUGUGCAGGGAUAACUUUCAUAUUCCAGUUAGACAUGUGCAGAUGUUGCAAUGGUGGAUUCGCUAGUGUAUUUUUAUUUACUUUUGUAUGAUGUGAAAUUUACCUAAUGUUUAAGCAUUACAUUUUUAAACCAACUAACUUAGUAUUGAUUUCAUUUAGAUGUGACAUGCAGUUUGUGUGUCACAAUCCAAGAUACAAACGUGCUUCACAAUUCUCAAACUAAUGUGACAUGAUUUAACAAAAGUGUCUAAAUUUAAGUUUGUGAUUAUCACUGGUACAAUGUUUAAUUUAUUUUUGGAAAAAACAGCUUUUGUACAGGAAUUGUGUGCUUUUAAAAAAAAUUGUAUUAAUUUACCAUAGAAAACCAGAUAAAACACCUCUUCAAAAUAAAUGUGAUAUACAUGCAAGGUUGAAAUAUUUCAGAACUAAAUUAUGGGUGGAAUUUCCCAUUUCUCUGCAUGGGGACAAGUAUCUGAAGUGACUUAAAAUACCAUUCCCACUGCCGUGAAAAUCUAUUAGAUUGUUCACAGCCUAUUAACAAAUGAGCAUGGUGAGUUUUUCAGCGAAUCACAGGCAUUGACACUGGUGAUCUGUGUUAAUUGAAAUUACUGGCCAAUCAGACCAAUAGUUUUGGAUCCCAAAGUCUGCUGAUCCUUGACCCAUGAUGGAGAAAGCAAGGGGUGUAUGUGUGUAGAGUGGGUGGACAGAUAGUUGGAGCUGUCUCUCACUCAUAUACACUCACACACAACACACACCUAUGUCCAUGGUUUGAGUCUGGAAGUGGCAAGUUGAGGUCCUUAAGGGUAUUAAUUGGUGGCAGGAUCAGAAGAUUAUCCUUGGACUUUCCCAGAGUUGUCCAGAAUUUAAUUAGCGAGGUCGCAAGAAAAGGAUCAGUUUCUGUCCAGGACCAACUCCUCUAAUUAUUUCCCCUUUUUGCCACCUCCCAGGGAGGGAAUAUCCUGCCUCUUUGUUUGACUAUGUGAGAAAAUUUUUUGGAAUAUUUAAGUGGUGUCAAAUGUUGAUUGUGCAGUAUGAAAAGUUAUUUGGUAAUGUAUUCAUAAUUCUAUGAACUGUACCUAAUAUCCAGGUUAAAACUGAAGUGAAAAUUUUUUGUGAACUAAAUUCAUGGAUAGAUGAAUCCUGUUGUACAAUAAACUGUGAGGCACUUGAUUCACGUACAUUUCUCAAGAUUUCAGAUGAAUAUGUACCAUUUUUGGUGCAUAUAAUAAUUUCAGAGAAUGAAAAAUUUUAAAAAUAAAACCACCUGUUGAU
Molecule: messenger RNA, 2866 nt
Organism: Hemiscyllium ocellatum (epaulette shark)
Lineage: Eukaryota; Metazoa; Chordata; Chondrichthyes; Orectolobiformes; Hemiscylliidae
Gene: lypla1
Product: lysophospholipase 1
Exons: 9
Coding region: 128-820 (230 amino acids)
Biological process (GO): protein depalmitoylation
Cellular component (GO): cytoplasm
Molecular function (GO): carboxylic ester hydrolase activity; palmitoyl-(protein) hydrolase activity
Source: RefSeq, a predicted model, not a curated record